ACAUUUUGCGGUUUUAGCGUCAAACAGAGCUAUCUUGGGGCACAAAUUAUAAAUACGAAAACAUUGUAAUUUUGCAUUUCUGGCACGAGCGAGACUGAUCUGGAGAAGUGAACGUCAACAACAAUGGGAGAGGCUGCGAUCCGUACCAUCGUCGAAGCGAUUCACUCAUCGCCGACGCAGGCCGUCGUGUAUCUCUCCGGCGGCGCCUCCCUGGCUCUAGGUUGGUUGAUGUCGGUUCCAGGAGCUUCGAACACUCUUCUCGAAGCCGUGGUUCCAUACUCGAGGAUAUCUAUGGUCCAAUUACUCGGCAGGGUUCCGAGCCAACACUGUAGCCAAUCAAUGGCGAACGAGAUGGCUUUGUUAGCAUAUAAUCGUGCGCUUAAGCUGUCUAAACCAGGAUAUUCGGUGAUUGGUGUGGGUUUUACAGGAUCAUUGGCAACUUCUCCUCCAAAGCGUGGCGAUCACAGAUUUUUCUUGUCUAUGAGAGCAUCCGACCGUAUCUGGGAAACUGGAGUCACUCUAACAAAGAACCUACGAAGCCGAGAGGAAGAAGAUAAGGUGGCAAGCCGUGUACUGAUCCAGGCUAUGGCCAAGGCAUGCCAAGUUUCUGAGACACUUGACUCUGGCUUGACCAAGUCUGAGGUGGCUGAUGAGUCGGAAACCCAGUUUAGUGAAGAACAAGAGCUAGAGCAGCUUAUAAAUGGACAAUUAAGCUGUAAGAUUUAUCCAUUUUCUAGGGAAGCAUACGGGUCAGAUAAAGAUAGAAAGAUUAUACUGCCUGGUUCGUUUAAUCCACUACAUGACGGUCAUCUCAAGCUGUUGGAAGUUGCUAUGAGUGUUUGUGGGGGCGGGUACCCAUGUUUUGAAAUAUCCGCAGUAAAUGCUGACAAACCACCGCUUUCAGUUGCACAGAUUAAAGAUCGUGUCAAGCAAUUUGAAGCAGUUGGAAAGACGGUAAUAGUUUCAAAUCAGCCAUACUUCUACAAGAAAGCUGAACUUUUUCCAGGAAGCAGUUUUGUAAUUGGCGCUGACACUGCAGCAAGGCUUGUUAAUCCAAAGUACUAUGAAGGAAGCAACAAAAGGAUGUUGGAGAUACUUGGUGAUUGCAAGCGAACAGGUUGUACUUUCCUUGUUGGUGGCCGCAAUGUAGAUGGUGUCUUUAAGGUUCUUGAAGAUAUUGAUAUUCCAGAGGAAAUAAGCGAGAUGUUCAUCUCAAUUCCAGAAGAAAAAUUCCGGAUGGAUAUAUCGUCUACAGAGUUAAGAAAAAACCAAGGGGGUGUUGAUAAGCGGAAACGUGAAAUUACUGAAGAAGAGGAGUAAAGAAGAAGUUGUCAACACUUUUAUGGAGUUAUAAUUGUUUCCAUGUUCCCUUAGUCGCUGAAAGAAGCUAGAGGAAGACAUCUGAAUAGAUCAUUAUAAGCCUUCUUCGUUUUCCUUUACUUAUGUGCUUUUACAAUUCCUGUAACUACAUAAACCGAUAACAACCUGGUAACAGCAUUAAAACAAAAUAAAAAGGAAAAGCUA
Eutrema salsugineum is the source of this 1524-nucleotide messenger RNA. RefSeq lists its product as uncharacterized. The transcript is spliced from 12 exons. NCBI's taxonomy places the organism in Eukaryota, Viridiplantae, Streptophyta, Magnoliopsida, Brassicales, Brassicaceae. The record is from RefSeq and is a predicted model, not a curated record. Gene Ontology annotation, cellular component: nucleus; cytoplasm. Gene Ontology annotation, molecular function: ATP hydrolysis activity; nicotinamide-nucleotide adenylyltransferase activity. Bases 124 to 1320 code for a protein of 398 amino acids.